AUGUCAGAUACCGAAGCUCCGACCAAAGCCGACCACCUCUGUGUCCUGGUGCAUGGGCUCUGGGGUAAGCCAGCACACCUUGACUACAUGGCAGCAGCACUCAAAGAGAGAUAUGGAGAAGAUCACCUUUACAUUCUAUGUCCAGAAGGAAAUAGCGGCAACUUCACCUAUGAUGGAGUCGAAGUGGGUGGCGAACGAGUCGUGCAUGAAAUCGAAGACACCCUGCAAAAAUUGGAGGCCAAAGGGCAAAAGAUUACGAAAAUUAGCGUUGUUGGCUACUCCUUGGGGGGUCUGGUCGCUCGAUAUGCCAUUGGGUUGCUUCAGGCCCACGGAUGGCUGGAUAAAGUGGAACCAAUGAACUUCACUACAUUUGCCUCACCACAUAUUGGAGUGAGAACACCCCUUAAGGGGGUAUGGGACAGCAUAUGGAAUGGAUUAGGCCCUCGACUGGUCUCGAUUUCCGGCCAACAAUUGUUCAUGGUCGAUUCCUUCCGCGAUACUGGAAGACCCCUGCUUAGCAUUCUCGCCGACCCAGAGAGCAUUUUCAUUCAGGGACUGAAGAGAUUCCAAAAUCGAAGUGUCUACGGAAAUAUUGUGAACGAUCGUACCACGGCAUUUUACACAACCCUUUUUACGAAAACAAACCCUUUCCGGGACCUCGAAAAAAUUAAUAUUAAUUAUGUUGAGGGCUAUGAACAAGUGAUCAUUGAUCCUGAAGAGUUCCUGCUACCGCUCACACCCAAGGAACCCGAGACUUGUGCAUCCGAAGCUUGGCAGCAAAGCAAAGCAUUUCUACAAAACAUGCCAAUCUAUCUGCUUAUUCUGCUGCUGCUGCCUCCUGCUUCCACACUGUUCUGCAUCAAUGCCGCCAUUCAAACAUUCCGCAGCCAGAAACGAAUUCGGCUUCACGUGGAAGGCAAAAACGGCGCGCUUUUUGGGAAGUACAAAGUACCUUUACUGGUGCGGGAUAUGCAACACGUCAUGGACGAAGUAUUUGAGAGUGCCAAUGCUCGACAGGAGCCUGCCUAUCUCUCUAGUUCUGACCUCGAGGCUUCUGACUCCCAUGAGAAGAAUACGGGGAAGGGAAUGAAGUCCAACAGAUUCAAUUCGGAUUCAUCUACCGACUCCGAGUCUUCAGAAGCUGGAUUUGUGGCGUCUCAAUCCCCCAAGCUUGCAUUGACACCUGGCCAAUUCGACAUCAUUGAUUCUCUGAAUGACGUGGGUUUCCGCAAGUAUCCUGUCUAUAUCCAUAAGCACCGACAUAGCCAUGCAGCGAUCGUGCAUCGGAUUCAAAAGGAAAGCCACAGUGAGGGCAAGCUGGUCAUGAAACACUGGCUUGACAAUGGUUUUAUGGUAUAA
This is a messenger RNA of Penicillium verhagenii, 1359 nucleotides long. Its product is annotated as lipase ROG1 family protein. The transcript has 2 exons. Gene Ontology annotation, molecular function: monoacylglycerol lipase activity. The coding region runs from base 1 to 1359 and encodes 452 amino acids. Lineage: Eukaryota; Fungi; Ascomycota; Eurotiomycetes; Eurotiales; Aspergillaceae. The record is from RefSeq and is a predicted model, not a curated record.